CUGAUCAUAAAGUGUGGAUACAUAACAAGGUUAUGGCUGGUACACAUACAUUUGUUACAGCUUCCUUAACAAACAAUUCGCCAGCAAAAGAUGCAAUUGCUUUCAAGGAUUAUUCUUUGACUAUUCCUGAUUACCUCGAUUUCGCUGUAGAAAAAGCGGCAAAAUGA
Messenger RNA from Funneliformis mosseae, 167 nucleotides. The record is from the annotation of a GenBank genome assembly. Lineage: Eukaryota; Fungi; Glomeromycota; Glomeromycetes; Glomerales; Glomeraceae.